Procambarus clarkii (red swamp crayfish) is the source of this 3732-nucleotide messenger RNA. Lineage: Eukaryota; Metazoa; Arthropoda; Malacostraca; Decapoda; Cambaridae. The record is from RefSeq and is a predicted model, not a curated record.
AUGGGGCAUGAGAGAGAGCGGCUGCUGGUGUACCGGGGCCAGGACUUCAUCAGGCUUCGGGACCGUUGCCGGGCUGAGAAGAGGCUUUUCGAGGACCCAGAGUUCCCCGCAGACGACCGCUCCCUUGGGCUCGACAAGGUGGUCAGCUGGAAGAGACCAUCGGAGCUGGUGGGCAAACCCCGGUUCAUGGACCGCGCUGACAGGUUCUCCGUGGUACAGGGCGACCUGGGAGACUGUUGGCUGGUGUCGGCCCUGUCAGCCAUCACCCUGAACCCUGGCCUCCUGCGGCGUGUGGCACCGAGUGACCAAGACUUUACCACCAAGUACGCCGGCAUCUUCCACUUCAGGGUGUGGCAGGGAGGAGAGUGGGUGGACGUGGUGGUUGACGACCGGCUACCAGUAAACCAAAUCGACCAACUGUGCUUCUCGCGCUCCUCCAACUCUUGCGAGUUCUGGUCGGCGCUCCUGGAGAAAGCCUAUGCUAAGCUCCACGGGUCGUACGGAGCUCUGAACGCUGGCAAGAGCUACGAGGCUACGGAGGACCUGACGGGAGGCGUAACGGAGAGGUUCCUGCUGCAGAAGGAGACGCCGCCAGACAACCUCUUCUCCAUCAUGGUACAGGCCAGCCAGCGAGGCUCUCUCAUCACCUGCAACGUUCCGGGAAAACUGGGAGACAUAUCCAAUGGGCUGGUGGCUAGUCAUGGGUACUGCGUCACAGGGGUCAGGCUGUGUAAGGUCAUUAUCACACCCUGGCUGUCUGACGUCCAGUUGGUGCGCCUCAGAAACCCUUGGGGAGACGACAGUGAGUGGCGAGGAGCGUUCUCCGACGACUCCGAGGAGUGGAAGCUGGUGCCGGCGGAGGAGAAAGCCAGACUCCGACUCACGACUGCCGAUGACGGUGAAUUCUGGAUGACCUUCCAGGCAUUUAAAGACAACUUUCAGGAAGUGUUCAUCACUAGCCUCAACCCCCAGACCCUGAACAGCGAGGCUCGAGAACACCUGCACUCCUUGGCAGAUGUUGUCACUCGCAUCAUGCACCAGCCUGGGGAGGGAGGGAGGGCGCCACCGUCGCAGGAGGAGGCCAGAGAGAGGAAGGUGUGGGAGGUGGUCCACUACGACGGCUCCUGGGUGAGGCACGUCUCAGCGGCCGGAGCUCCAUGUAACUCAAACCUCUUCAGCAGCAACCCGCAGUACUUACUUCACCUGCGGGAGGCUGACGACGAGGCUGGAGCGGCAGGCACCUGCACCGUCGUCCUCUCACUUACGCAGAAGAAUCGGAGGGUUAAGAACCUGCCGCUCCUUGCCAUCACCGUCUGCGUCUACAAGGUGGAGGAGGCAGAGAAGGUACCCUCCCCGCUGCCGGCCUCCUGGUUCAGAAUCAACCGGCCGCUCUUGUUGACGAAGUUCUUUAAAACACGUACCGUCACGCACCGUCUGGAGCUGUUGCCAGGACGGUACAUCCUGAUCCCCUGCACCGCCACAGCAGACCAAGAGGGCGAGUUCCUCCUGCGGGUGUUCUGCGAGAAGGCCGCCACCAUGCAGGAAAACGAUGAGGACCCCAUGCUUCUGGACACCACACACGAGGCUGAGGAUGAGGUCGACGCCAAUAAAGAGCCGAGUGGAGAGUCACCCGGAGCCACUAUCCAGAAGGAAGAGUUCCUCGCGCUUGCCGGGAAGGAUGGCAGAGUGAAGGCUGCUACUCUUCACAACAUCCUCAACCUCCUCUUCUCGGGAAUAUUGGAGUUCUCCCUAGACCUCAGCCGCAGUCUCCUGGCGAUGAUGGACAGAGACCUCUCCGGCAACGUAGACUUUUACGAAUUCAAAACUCUGAUCCGCUCCCUCAGGCGCUGGGUGGAUGUCUAUGACAGGAAGAAGGCGGCGGAGAGCGGACUGCUCUCGGGGCGAGCUUGGGGUUUGGGGGAUGCUCUGAAGGAACUUGGUUAUCAGGUGCCCCGUCGCCUGCAAGGCCUGGUGGUGGUCAGGUACGGCGACCAGCAUGGUAACAUAUCCCUUAGCGACUUCCUCAUGGUCACCUGCAGGAUCUCCGUCAUGCUUGAGAGAUUCCAGAUGCACAUUAGUGAGGAGAAGGACCAGGCUGUAAUACAGUUGUCAGAGUGGCUCCAGGAUACACUCUACUGCUGACACACUAAACCUUCUCAAGCCAUGUCCAAGCACACCAAACUGUGCAAGUAAAACAGCAGAAAAAUUAAGGUUGUUGUUAUGCCGAGACGUGACCAAGCAUUACGGAAGGAAUGCUCAGUUUCUCGAAGCCGAGACAAUCCCAAAGUUGAUUUAAAAGCUGAAACUAACACGCCACAAUACACGAGUGUUAACGAACAAGUCAGGCACAUUGUUUGUGACACUAAAGUACUAUUGGCUUAGCUCUCGACUCUCAAUCUUAGAUCCCGGGUUCGGUUUCCGGACGGGAGAAAAACAGUUGGGCACGUUUUCAUUCAACUCUGUUCAUCUAGCGGUAAAUACAGGUUCCCGGGAAAUAAGCGUCUGUUCAUCUGGCAUCCUGUUACAUCCUGAAGGUCAGGUUCAGCACCUUAGGCUGUGGCCAGCGCUGGAUGGGUGACCGAGCGUACAGCCUCUUCCUUGGCUUGCGGUACGUGGGAGAGUCAGACAACUUACCAGUCCUCCGACAAUAACAUAUCAGCAAACGGAGAAAUGUAUUGUCAGAACAGUCGGUUCCCAUUCAAAAAGUUCCGGAUCUGGAUUGGCGCUCAGGACGGACACGUUUGGAAAAAUAUUCCUUUCACCUGAUAUAGCUGUUCACUUAAGAGUAGUAACAGAUACACGGUAGUUUCUCACCUCAUGUAUUCACCUAGUUGUGCUUGCGGGGCACGAGCUUCAGCUCUUUGGUCUCGCCUCAACAAUCAAUCAGCUGAGCCUAUUUGGGCUCUAUCAUAUCUACAAUUCAAACUGUACCACAUAACUGUCUAGUGUAUUCCACUUGUUAGCUACUCUGCUAAUGUUAAAUAAUUUGUCUUUGAAGGUGGUCAACCGUUGGCCUUGAGAGACCUCAAUAAGCCAAGCAGACAUCCUGUUCCCGACAAUAGAAAACCAAAUCAUCAUUGUAGAGACCUAUAGGCCUAUUUGGAAAUAUAGUAGAUCAGUCGACCAAAAGAGAGUAAAAUUUUAAAAUAAUGGUUACACGUUAUAAAUUAAGUUUGGAGACUAACUCGCAGAUCUUUGGUACAAUGUGAACUUGAAACAUUCCACACAUGGUUUUUAUUUUUAAAUUUGUUAAUUUAUUAUGCGCCCCAUACCCAUUCCGUGGGCGGCAGUUUAAACAAUUAGAGGCACAUUAAUGGGUUCGGAAACUGAACCUAAAAAUUCACUGACCUAUGUAACAAUCUUGGUAAGUUAGUUAAAUUGUUUAAACUUGUGUAUCAAUAGUCUUUAUAGCACAAAUGGUGCAAGAACACAACAGCAACUUACAUCUGUGGUGAGCCACUUGCAUGUUUACCGAUCAUGCAGCCAGCACCCAACCAGUGGGCAGUGGUGGGGACCUACACCCAUGUACCCCAAUGUAACCUAACAUUGGUUACCUUGCUCUUAUUUUUUGGUAGCACAUCAUUUUGAAUGAAAUAUACAUUUCUUGAACAUUUGUAAUAGAAUUCUCUGAAAUUUUAUUUGUUUCACAUGAAUGAUCAAUAAUUUUCCUAACAUACAAAAUGCUUAUUACACAUUAUGUGGAAACAAUCAUAAUAAAUAUUAAAACUAAUA